CUCAUAAUCAACUUUAUUUUUAAUAACUUUUAUUAAAAAACAAACACAAAAAUGAAACUUAAAAAUUAAAAUAGUAAUCAGUUAAUAAAAAUAAUUUUUAAUUUUUUUUUUAAUUUUUAAUUAUUUUUUAAAAAAAAAAAAUGUAAAAAAAAAAAAAAAAAGAUUUUUAUAAUUAUAAAAUCAUUAAUAAUGAAUAGUUGUAAUAAUAGUAAUAUUAGUAAUAGUAAUAAUAAUAAUAAUAAUAUCACUACUAAUAUUAUUUAUAAUAGUAAUAAUAACAAUGAUAAAUUUAUUCAAAUUUUUCGUAAUAAAGUCAUCAAAAAUAUAAUUUUAAAACAUCUAAGGUUGAUAAAUCAGUAUUAUGAACAAAGAGAAGUUAUAAUUGAUGAACAUAUAUUUCAAGAUAACAAUGAAUUUUACAAGGCGGAACCAAAUGAAUGGAACCACCCACACAAAGAGUAUUUUAGAUCAAUCAGAAUUAGUUUUUUAACCAAUAAGAGUAUUGCUAAAGCUAUAAGAUUUUUAGAUUCUUUACCAAAAAACAUCAUUGAAGUAGAACUUUUCGAACUCCGUCAAGUAUCAUCAAAUAAUUUAAUAUUACUUUUAAACUCGAGUAACGGAAGAAUAAAAAAAUUCAAACCUUGCAAUAUAUAUGAAGAUAUUGGUCUGGUUCGUCCAUCAUAUUCUAGGAUGAAUCGAGUCAACAACUCAAUCAGC
Dictyostelium purpureum is the source of this 717-nucleotide messenger RNA. RefSeq lists its product as uncharacterized. The record is from RefSeq and is a predicted model, not a curated record. The transcript has a single exon. The annotation marks the transcript as partial. Lineage: Eukaryota; Evosea; Eumycetozoa; Dictyosteliales; Dictyosteliaceae.